CAGAACACAUCUUAGCGCACGAGCGCACGCACACACCUACGAAAAUACAUUUACAUAUAGUUUACCAAACAAUAUCUUCUCACGGGAGUUUGCAAACAGUAACCAAAUCCAACGACACACUGAGCUCGCUUUACGGUUGACAUGUUCCCGAGAAUAAUUAUGCAAACUCGCUACGCGUCCAAACACGGCAAGCUGGGGCUAAGAAGAGGAAGCAACUCAUGGUGUCGCUCAGGUCCUAAAUGUGCGCAUUGUUAAACUUGCGAGCACAAACAGAAGGUGACGUGUGGAGGACUGCGCAACGACCGAACACAAAAUGGCGAGGUUAAGCGAACAUGGGAUUCGCUUAAGUUCUAUGAGUCCGUCUUACCUGAACAGCAACUCAACAAGUCACACAUGGCCCUUCAGUGCAGUUGCAGAACUAGUAGACAAUGCUUCAGACCCAGGUGUCACUGCUAAAAAGAUUUGGAUAGAUGUAGUCCAAGUAAAGGACCAGCAGUGUUUGGCAUUCACAGAUAAUGGCAGUGGGAUGACCCCCAACAAACUGCACAAAAUGCUAAGUUUUGGCUUUACCGAGAAGGGCUCUGUGAAGGGCAGCCGCCAGCCCAUCGGUGUCUAUGGUAACGGCUUCAAGUCGGGCUCCAUGCGCCUGGGUCUGGAUGCCCUCAUCUUCACCAAGAAUGGGGGCUGCCAGAGCGUGGGCAUGCUCUCUCAGAGCUUCCUGCAGGCCAUUAAGGCCCAGGCUGUGGUGGUGCCCAUUGCACCAUUCAACCAGCAGACCAAGGCGUUAGUAGUGACCGACGACUCGGAGGCCAGCCUCAAUGCCAUCCUUACACACUCCCUCCUCAACAACGAGGAGGAGCUACACCAGCAGCUGGACACCAUCCCUGGGAAGAAGGGCACCAAGAUUCUCAUUUGGAACAUCCGAAGGAACCAAGACGGGAAGCCGGAGUUUGACUUUGAUACGGACGAGCACGACAUCCGACUGCCAGAUAUCCAGAGCGUGGAGAUGGAGAAGAAGAAGAAGAAGAGCUACUCGGGCCCCCGCCGGACCGACCAGAUCAUCCCAGAGAUGGACUACUCUCUCAGGGCAUAUUUGAGUAUUCUUUACCUGAAGCCAAGGAUUCAGAUCAUUCUCAGACAGCGGAAAGUUCAUACCAAACUGGUGGCGAAAAACCUGUCCAUGAUUGAGAAUGAUGUCUACAAGCCACACUUUAUUAACGAGCGAGUCAGAAUCACCUUCGGUUUUAACCGCAAGAACAAGGACCACUUUGGCAUUAUGAUGUACCACAAGAACCGACUAAUCAAGUCCUAUGAGAAAGUGGGCUGCCAAAUCAAAUCCUCAGGCCAACGGUCCGGAGUCGGAGUCAUCGGAGUGAUCGAGUGUAACUUCUUAAAGCCAGCUCACAACAAGCAGGACUUUGAGUACACCAAAGAAUACAGACUGACGCUAGCAGCUCUGGGACUCAAGCUCAACGACUACUGGCGAGAGAAGAAGGAGAAGAAAGCCAAAGAGAGAGCGUUUAAUGUGCUGUGCAAGCACAGCACUGAGGAGGACGAGGAGGAAGAGGAGGAGGAAGAGGAGGAAAUUGGAAAAGAAGAGGUGGCGUGGUUGCAGUGUGAAGAUUGUUUGAAGUGGCGGGGAGUGCCGGCCCAUCUUCUCUCUGGAUCAGUUCCUGACAGAUGGACCUGCAGCCAGCAUCCAAUCACACGUAACAGGAGCUGUGAUCUGCCGGAGGAAGCGGAGGAAACAGAAGAGGAGCUAGCCCCCAGCUAUGAGAAGACAGUCAAAAAACAGGAUCAGGUCCGUGUGAGGAAGAGAGGGAAGUCUCAGGAGGAGAGGAAGAGAGGCCGGCGCCCCCUGGCUCGAGGCUUGUCCCGGACUGACUCGGCAAAGCAAGAGACGGAGAAUGAGGAGGAGGAGGAGAGGAGGAGGAGGAGGGAAGAAGAGGAAGAGGAGGAAGCCAAAGAGGAGGAGGAUAUGGAGGAAAAAAUGCAAAUCAUAGGGACCAAAGAGAGAAGGACAUACAGCAACAAGAGGAAAUCUUUGGAGCUUCAAAAUGAAAUGAGUAAAAAGUUAUGUUCAGAAAAGCAGCCUGAACACGCCGCUCCAGACGGAGAAAAGAAGGAGAGGACCGAAGAGGCCACAGAGGCCAGUGAGAGCAAACCUGAGUCCUCACAGACCUCAGACGGCAGGCCGACUGAGUCACAGCCCUCUGCCGACGAGCAGGCCCAGGCCGUCGCUCCGCCACAGUCGCCGCAGGGCCGGUCACUGUCUGGCGGCGGUGUGUGGUCACACGCGCCCAUGGUGCCCCCGGGGUCGCACACGCCCGCCUCGGCCCAGACGGUGGUGGUGCCGCCACUGAGCCGUACGGGUCAGCAGAAAGUGGGCUCGCUGGCCCAGGAGGAGCUGGACCGCUCCAUCCUCUCGCAGAGGCUGGGCCAGCUGGAGCGCGAGGCCAAGCGCCUGCGCAGGAAGCUGGGCCUGAACACCUCAAUGGCAGAAGCAGCGGAGGCUGCCCAGGUGGCAGCCAGCGGCGGUCAGCCGGAGGGUCAGCAGCAGGGUCUGACCGUUCCGAGCGAGGCACUGGUCUCAGGCCAAAAUAAUGUGGAAAACAAGAGUGUGCCCCCAGCAGAAAGUAUGUGUGCCACACCAGAUAUGCAAAGCACAGUGCCAACUAUUGACCUGACAACCACGGGGCAAUUGUUGAUGGAGCUCACUGCAGGAAAGCAAACAGAUGCAGCAAAGUCACAGGAGAAUGACCAGACGACGAUGCCUCAGAAGAGCGUCUCUCAGACGGGUCAACAGGGAGAGCAGCAGUCCAGCCCCACGGAUGAGCUGUUCAACAAAAAGUACCCCGCCACGCAGCUGCAGCAGCCCCUGCUCACCGAGGUGCAGCGGCUGAAGAAGGAGAAAGAGGCGCUGCUGACCAGACUAAAGCAGACCGAGAGGAGAGAGAGACAGACGCGAGACCAGAGCACCAGCACUCAACUUGACAGCGUCGUCACUAUGGAGCGCCUGCGUACCAUGAGGAGAAACGUGGUGGCUCUUCUGUCCUCCAUACUGCCCCACCUGGACCUGCAGGGAAUCAGUUACGACACGGGCGACGUGGACAGCAUCCUUCAACAGAUCAUUGAGGCCAACAGCCUUUGAUCUCAAGCACACACACACACACACACACAUUGUCUGUUUAGGUCUACACCCUACUGUAUAAGCUUACUUGCGUCGCUGGAUUUUCUUUUGAUCCUUAGUUUGUGUAAAUGUGCAGUCUGUGAUUCUAACCCUAGUAUACUUCAGGAAACUGCUCCUUGGAGCUCUCUGUGUAGUGUUUGCGCUAAAAACAAAACAAAACAGGAGUUUAUCUCUGGCUUUGUAAAUGAGAAGCAGACAAGUAGUAGUCCACUUCUACAUGGGCAUCUAACCAUAACAAAAUCUUCUUGCCUUCAGUCUGUCAGUGAAAGAGCAAAAAUCAACGCAGCAUUAAAUCCACACACACACACACACACACAUAUGCCAAAUAUGUGUCUCAGGUAGUUUUAACACACUUCUUUCUUUCAGUGUCAUAUCCUUCAUGUCAGACUUUUUUUUUUAAAUAAAUAAAACAAUUUUUAUUAUUUA
Messenger RNA from Alosa alosa (allis shad), 3616 nucleotides. Its product is annotated as MORC family CW-type zinc finger protein 3-like. The record is from RefSeq and is a predicted model, not a curated record. Gene Ontology annotation, cellular component: nucleoplasm; nucleus. NCBI's taxonomy places the organism in Eukaryota, Metazoa, Chordata, Actinopteri, Clupeiformes, Clupeidae. Gene Ontology annotation, molecular function: zinc ion binding; ATP hydrolysis activity.